AAUGAGUAUGAACAGAAAUUGCUUUUAUAAGUGAUUAAUGUGAGUAAUAUGAUAGAAAACAAAUAAGUUCUGAAUUCUGAUCCUUCAGACAUACUUUCCCAUUGAGAUUUUGUGAGAAUCACACUGACCCUACUCGGUUCCACCGCUCUGUCUUCUUCCUUUUUCCCAAUUUAAUUUUUUUCCCCAUUUUUUAGGUUUAAAAAGAAAGAAAAAUCCAUUUUGUUUCUUUUCUUACACUGUAAAUUUGACCAUUUCUUCCUCUGCUUCCUUGUAAUUAAGGUUUAUUUUGAUGGAUUCUUGGAAAUAUGCGUCACAAGAAAAGGGUGUGUGUUUAUCUGAAGACCUAGAUUUCCCAGUUGAUAUUCAUAAUUGUAAGAGUAAAAUGAUGGGAUGUGAAAACAAACCCAUUAAUAAUUUUGAAAAUUACCCAUUAAUCUCUAACACUCAAGCUCUUGAGAGAAUGGAUUUUUUGGAUUUGGGAUUUGGUGAUGAUAUUAGGAAGUCAUAUUCUAUAUCUGGGGAACCAAGUGGAGAACUUUUUAGUGAUGAAAUUGGUAGUGAUAAUCACCCAUCUCUUGGUGGGGAAGAAAAAGAAUGUAGGUCAAGAGUUUCAAAUGUUUUUUCACUUGUUGAUUUGAAAUUGGGUAGAUUGGAAGAUGGUGGGAUCGGUAAAGGUGAUGAAUUGAUGAAUACUCAUGUACCCGAGUCUUCUAUAUCGUCAUCGCCAUCGAAAAAAGCUCGAUCAACAUUGUUGAGUAUGCGAUCUCAAUGUUGUCAAGUUCUAGGUUGCAACACCGAUCUUAGCUCUUUUAAAAGUUACUAUAAACGGCAUAAGGUUUGUGAUUUGCAUACAAAGACUCCUAGAGUUAUUGUUGAUGGGAUUGAGCAAAGAUUUUGUCAGCAAUGUAGCAGGUUCCAUCUGUUGGGUGAGUUUGAUGACAUCAAACGCAGUUGUCGUAGACGUCUUGCUGCUCAUAACAAACGUCGAAGGAGGCUGCAGCAAUAUGCCGAAUCAGGUGCUGGGAUUAUGAACUUUUCCUCAUCACUUGCUUUUCCAGAAGGGAUACCAAGUUCUUAUCUUAGUCCAACAAAGUAUGAGGAGGGGAUUGAAAAUUCUGUGAAGAGCUCAAACUUUGUUCUCCAAAUGGGAUGUGUAGAAGAAAAAAAGGAAUCGAUUCCUUCGAAUGUAAAGGGCGAUAUUUUUGGACUGAUGAAAUCGACUAUUGAAAAUUUUAGUAUCCAGCCAUCUAGUCGUGCUCUCUCUCUUCUGUCAACUCAGUCACACAAUUUCUCGAGUCCAUUGCUGGAAACUACAAGCACGUCAAGGGUCUAUGAACCGGGCACAUACUCGAUGAAAACUAACGAGUGUGGAUCCACCACAAUCAACCCUAGUCAUGGUGACACAGUCGGUCUUCAUCCCAAGAGUCGUGGCAUCAUCCUUAACUUGCUUCAAUUAUCUUCGCGUCUUCAAAAGGUCGAACAAGAAAGACACUUAACAGACGAUGAAGCAGGAUAAACAACGUUUAUGGUAAAAACACGGCUUAAUUCCUUAACAAACUUCAAUGGGUCUGGGCAGUGCAUGUAUUGAGGUUCGUUACGUUCUACGUAUUAUACUCAUUAUUGCUGUGUUUCUUGAUACCUUACAGCUAUAUUGGUAUGUUCAGUAGUGUACAUUUGUCAAUUCUCUUAUUAAACAAAUAUAUAAGUUGGUAGAAUCAUAGAAUACGAGGUUUUAUGGGUGACAGUGUCGUAGAGGAGGCGCCAUGUGCGUGUGUCUUUGUUCCUUUUUCCUUUUUUUUACUGACUACGGCUUCAGAUACCGCCUUUUCCGUCUUAUAAGAUGUAAUCAAGGGGAGACAGUUUAGAUUCCCUUUGAGCAAGUAUGGAAUCAUUAUUUAAGUGGGUUUGCCAACUUAGUGCGCGUGUUUCUCCUUGUUCAUUCCUUGGAGGGGGCAUAGGUAUGAUUUAUCCGCUACCCUUCUCCCCCGAAUCUUGAUUUGUGCAGGAUAGUGGGUUGCUGCCAUUGACUUUGACUUGAACCGAUGAAACCACGACAUCAACAAAGUCGAAUAAUAAAGACGGAACCAGUUAUUAUCA
Amaranthus tricolor (Joseph's coat) is the source of this 2097-nucleotide messenger RNA. RefSeq names its product squamosa promoter-binding-like protein 6. The record is from RefSeq and is a predicted model, not a curated record. The transcript is spliced from 4 exons. Bases 290 to 1516 code for a protein of 408 amino acids. Gene Ontology annotation, molecular function: DNA binding. Gene Ontology annotation, cellular component: nucleus. NCBI's taxonomy places the organism in Eukaryota, Viridiplantae, Streptophyta, Magnoliopsida, Caryophyllales, Amaranthaceae.